AACAUGACUGCCACAAACUUUCUUUCUCGGACUUAAUGGACAUAAGAAAUAAUAAUAUUCACCUUUUUCCCUAUUACCAUGUCUCCUUAGACAUACACCAAUGAGGAGCAGAACCCCAACGCCUCUCCUCUCCCCAAAUGGAAAGCCUCAAAAAUCCGUUUCUGAGUAUAACUGGAGUGAUGCAGGUACUGUUGCCAAGGUGAGGAAUGUCUCCACCAUCGGAGCUAUCAAACGGGCAGCCAAGAAAGUAGUAGGAGUCUUUGCUUUAAUUUUCUCAGGGCAGAGAAAGCUAAAACCUAGAGAAUGUCGAUCUGAUCCUGGAGACUGCAGCAACCUCGACAGAGAAUCUACAUUGUCAGGGUGGUCUGGUUAUUCUACACCAAGCUCUUAUGGAGGAGGGUCAAAAAUUUCAGGUCAAUAUAGAUUUUCUGGUUCAAGAUUCAAAAGUCCUGGCAGAGACUCUUCUUCUAGCAAGAGCUGGCACCAUGGUCCAGUGAUCUUUUCUUUUGCGGAGCUUCAGAGAGCAACUGCGAAUUUUGCAACGGUUCAUCAGAUUGGAGAAGGCGGCUUUGGAACUGUAUUCAAGGGAAAGCUUGAUGAUGGAACCUUUGUUGCUAUCAAGCGUGCCAGAAAGAACAACUACGGAAGAAGCUGGUUGCGAGAGUUCAAGAAUGAGAUAUACACAUUGUCAAAGAUCGAGCAUAUGAAUCUAGUAAAGUUGUAUGGAUUCUUGGAACAUGAAGAUGAAAAGGUUAUUGUUGUUGAAUACGUUGGCAAUGGAAACCUAAGAGAACAUCUAGAUGGAUUACGAGGUAACCGCCUUGAAAUGGCAGAACGUCUUGAGAUAGCAAUUGAUGUAGCUCACGCUUUGACCUAUCUCCACACAUAUACAGAUACUCCAGUUAUACAUAGAGACAUUAAAGCAUCAAACAUCCUCAUCACUGAUAAGCUAAGAGCCAAAGUGGCAGACUUUGGAUUUGCUCGUUUGGUUUCUGAAGAUCCAGGUGCUACUCAUGUAUCGACUCAGGUCAAAGGAUCUGCAGGCUAUGUUGAUCCAGAUUACCUCAGGACGUUUCAACUUUCAGACAAGAGUGAUGUUUACUCUUUUGGUGUUUUGCUUAUAGAGCUUGUCACCGGUAGACGUCCCAUUGAGUUAAAGAGACCAAGAAAAGACCGACUCACGGUUAAAUGGGCGUUGAGUAGACUCAAAGACGGUGAAACUGUUCUUGUGAUGGAUCCGUUACUCAAGAGAAACCGAGCUGCAGUAGAAGUGGCAGAGAAGAUGUUGAGACUGGCUAGAGAAUGUGUUGGUCCGACGAGAGGUACACGUCCGUCUAUGAAAGAAUGUGUGGAAAAGCUAUGGGGAAUCAGGAGAGAUAUGAAGGAGACCAUUCUUGUUUCUUCCCCUUCUGUUUCUUCGUCUUCUUCAGCAACACAUAGCUUUGUUGGUCGUGACUCGGAUAGAUUUGCAUUGCCAAAGAUUAUAGACGAUGAGAACAACACUGAGUUACUCUCUCCUUGAUGGCUCCAAUUUGUAAAAACAUAUCUUUUUACUUAAUUACUAUGAGUAUAAAAUACAUACAUGAACUGUAAUUUCUUUUCUUUGUUAUUUGAUUUAUAUAUUGAAUACAUUCAUGUA
This is a messenger RNA of Raphanus sativus (radish), 1639 nucleotides long. RefSeq names its product calmodulin-binding receptor-like cytoplasmic kinase 1. Bases 101 to 1522 code for a protein of 473 amino acids. The record is from RefSeq and is a predicted model, not a curated record. Gene Ontology annotation, biological process: protein phosphorylation. Gene Ontology annotation, molecular function: protein kinase activity; ATP binding. Lineage: Eukaryota; Viridiplantae; Streptophyta; Magnoliopsida; Brassicales; Brassicaceae. The transcript has 6 exons.